This is a messenger RNA of Brachypodium distachyon (stiff brome), 1988 nucleotides long. RefSeq lists its product as uncharacterized. The transcript has a single exon. The coding region runs from base 208 to 1365 and encodes 385 amino acids. The record is from RefSeq and is a predicted model, not a curated record. NCBI's taxonomy places the organism in Eukaryota, Viridiplantae, Streptophyta, Magnoliopsida, Poales, Poaceae.
CAGUGUACACUCUGUCUGAAAUCGACAACCUCCCCACUCCCAGCUCCCUCACUCAUCGCUCUUUACUCCGCUGAGCAACCAAGCAAAGCGACGCCAACGCCGCCGGCACGCCCGAGAUCCCUCCCCGCCGCUGUCUUCCUCCACUCACUCGCGCGCGGGGGAUCAGAGACUAGAGGCCGCGUACGGACGGGGUCGGCGCCGGCCGCCAUGGGGUCGGUGUCGCUGAAGCUGCCGGCGACCCGGCGCCGUCACGGGCGCGUGCUCGCCUGCCUCUGUUCCCCGGCGCCGCUCAACCUCCUCAUGCUCCUCUCCCUCGUCUCCACCAACCUCCUCGCCCUCCUCGCCUUCUUCUCCACCCCCGGCGUCCCCCCCACCACCCAAACCCCAUCCUCCUCCGACCUCUCCGCCCACGUCGCCGCCAUCGCGCGCGAGAUCGGCACCGGCGCCUCCUCCUCCUCCAGCACCCCCCUCCCGGCCGACCUGCCCCCGGAGCUUCUCCUCUUCCUCACCCCACACGCGCUCCCGCUCGGCCGCGACGCGCGCUCGGGGCUCACCCACAUGCCGGCCUCCGUCGGCUCCGUCUGCCUCAGAUCCCCUUCCGCUCUCUCCCUCCUCUCCCAAUUCAUGUCCUACGCGCCCCAUGCCGCCUGCCCCCUCAACGCCACCGCCGCCACCCUCCCCCGCCGUCUCGUCUCCAAGGGCUGCGAGCCGCUCCCCCGCCGCCGCUGCCUCACCCGCCGCCGCGCCCCCUCCUCCUCCUCCUCCACCUCCGGCCUCGACCCCCGCCGCUGGGUCACCCCCUCGCGGAGCAACAGCAACCCCCACGAGUUCCUCAUCGACGACGUCAUCAAACUAACCAAGAUCCGGAUCGGCCUCGACGUCUCCGUCUCCGGCGGCGCCGCCGACUUCGCGUCCCGGAUGAAGGAGCGCAACGGGGCCACCGUCGUCACCUCCGUGCUCGAGCCGGCGACGAGCGAGCUCGUGGCGGCCAGGGGCCUGUUCCCGCUGCUGCUGUCCCCGGCGCACCGGCUGCCCUUCUACGACGGGGUGUUCGACCUCGUGCACGCCGCCGGCGCCGCGGCCCUGGACGGCGCCGGCGCGCCCGCGAUGGGGCUGGCGGGGACGCCCGAGGCGCUCGAGUUCUUCUUGUUCGACGUUGACCGCGUGCUGCGCGUCGGCGGGCUGCUCUGGAUAGACAGCUACCCGUGCCAGAGCGACGAAAGGAGGCGGGUUGUCAUCAAGCUCAUUGACAGGUUUGGGUACAAGAAGCUCAAGUGGGUUGUCGGAGAGAAGCCCAGCGGCGGCGGUGGCGCAAAGGCGUCCGUCUACCUCUCCGCCGUGUUGCGGAAGCCGGCGAGGGUCUGAUGAUGAGAGCCUGGAACUGUAUGGAAGGAUUGAUUUGCUUGCUCCUGGCUCCCUUGAUCAUCGAAGGUACGAACGAAUGUACCUUCCAAUUGUUUGUAGUUCAAAGAAUUUUGAUGAGAGGAAUGUAGUGCAUUUUAGCUGCCACCGAUUAUUUUUAGACAAUGGAAGAAAGAAACAGGUGCUACGGAUUAGCUUGAUUCCGUUGGUUGUUCAGAGAUAGUAACUGCAAGCAAAAAUGUACAACCUCCUUUUCUACUUCUAUUUUGUACUACUAGGCUGCCAUAGAUGGGAAAAGAUGCUGUAGGAUUUGGUGCUCUUCUGUGCAGUUGCAAGGAGGCUGGCAAAUGUUGUGAUCUUGCUAAUUCAGGAUGAAAAGGAAGUUUUUUUUUCCUAGAAUACUGGAUGAAAAGGAAGUCAGAUGAUGCUCUUGGAGCUACUUGUUGAUCAAAUGGUCCCUCUGUCUGAAUCCUACCAUUGGUACCAGUCUGUUGUGGAGCUCCUUUCAGUGGUCUGUUCGAUUGAUAGGCUGCCAAAUGAUGUGAUCUUUCGUUUUGGGUGGAAUGGAAAAUUAAAUGACGCUCUUCUAGCUGCCUACAUUGAUGUGAGGACCUCCUUUUGAUCAA